Scutellospora calospora is the source of this 1376-nucleotide messenger RNA. Lineage: Eukaryota; Fungi; Glomeromycota; Glomeromycetes; Diversisporales; Gigasporaceae. The record is from the annotation of a GenBank genome assembly.
AAGCAGGCUUCAAUGCUAUUAGUCCAAAACAGAUUGUGAUAAUGGGCGAUGGUGCUGGGGGAGGUCUCGCUAUUGCUACAUUGCUAGCGAUACGCGAUAGUGGUUUGCCGAUGUCACCAUGGGUUGACCUAACACAAAGUAUGCCAUCCAUGUUUAGCAAAGGAUGCGACAAAUAUGAUAUUAUUCCAGAUAUGCCUCAUGUAUUCCAGGUGUACGAAUUCAACGAAUUAGCUCAAUUGUCAUCUCAACGUGCAGCAGAAUUCAUUCGUGAAACUGUUGCAUCUGCCUCAGAGAAAUUCACAUCAAACAAAAUUACUGGCUCAUUGGGUGGCCGUAGAAAAAAUGUGAAAAAAGGAUUUCAGUUCACUCUUAUGGUCGCAGGUGUUUCAGGCACUGGUCGCUCCACUUUUGUCAAUACCCUUUGUGGUAGUGAGGUUUUAAACAAAAAGCUAUGCGAUAAUCCUGAAUCUGCACAUGUAGAAGAAGGUAUUCGCAUUAAACCAGUAACAGUUGAAGAUGGUGCAAGAAUUGCUUUAACAAUUGUAGACACACCCGGAUUUGGUGACAAUAUAGACAAUGAAUUUUGUUUUCAAGAAAUUAUGGGCUAUUUAGAAAGACAAUAUGAUGAUAUUUUAGCUGAAGAAUCAAGAAUUAAACGUAACCCUCGAUUUCGCGACAAUCGUGUCCAUGCACUUCUUUAUUUUAUUACACCUACUGGUCAUUCCCUUCGUGAGAUUGACAUUGAACUAAUGAAACGUCUCAGCCCGCGUGUUAAUGUAAUUCCGGUCAUUGGCAAAGCCGACACAUUCACACCCGCAGAGUUGGCUGAUUUUAAAAAAAGAAUUAUGGAGGAUAUUGAUUAUUAUAAUAUUCCAAUCUACAACUUCCCAUUUGAUGUUGAGGAAGAUGAUGAGGAAACUGUGGAAGAGAAUAGUGAAUUACGGGCCCUCUUACCUUUCGCUAUUGUUGGUAGUGAGGAAGAAAUCACUGUAAACGGAAGAACUGUUCGCGGACGUCAAUAUCCGUGGGGUGUCGUUGAAGAUUUUGCCAGAUUAAGAUCGGCACUUUUGAGUUCUCAUUUACAAGACUUAAAGGAAAUCACUCACGACUUUCUUUACGAGAAUUAUCGUACUGAGAAACUUAGUCGAGGUGUCGACGAUACUGAUGAGGAUAUCGGUACCUCGGAAGGCAUUGCUACUCAAAGUGUUCGAUUGAAGGAAGAACAAUUGAAACGUGAAGAAGAGAAGUUGAGAGAAAUUGAAUUAAAGGUCCAACGUGAGAUAUCAGAAAAGAGACAAGAACUCUUGGCAAAAGAAGAAGCCUUGAGAAACUUGGAGGCGCGGCUGGCACAAGCUCAAGAAUCUCAAGGGUCUUAA